AUGGAAUCAGAUUUGGAUUUGAGCGUUGAAAGAAAUUAUAAUUUAAAAACUGGUGUUACUGAAGAGUUUUUUGAUUUGGAUAUCGACGAAUAUAGCGAUGCAUGGUUUAAUAAAGAUUUGAAUUUGAACACUUUGUUUGGAGGCAAAUUAAUUGAAGAAAAGGAUCACUCAAUUUGUACUUCAAUUGUUUCAUGA
Molecule: messenger RNA, 195 nt
Organism: Dentiscutata erythropus
Lineage: Eukaryota; Fungi; Glomeromycota; Glomeromycetes; Diversisporales; Gigasporaceae
Source: the annotation of a GenBank genome assembly